Molecule: messenger RNA, 2043 nt
Organism: Brassica rapa (field mustard)
Lineage: Eukaryota; Viridiplantae; Streptophyta; Magnoliopsida; Brassicales; Brassicaceae
Molecular function (GO): zinc ion binding; nucleic acid binding
Source: RefSeq, a predicted model, not a curated record
AUGGACCAGUCAGAUAAAGAAGACAAUGAGACGAUAGAUGAUCCAGCUGAUGAAGAUGUCCUAGCUAUACCAGAAGGUCCUAUCACUCGUUCCAAGAGUAAACAAAUCAAGCAAGCCAUUGGAGGAUUACUCAUGAUAGCCUGGAAGCAAGAAGAAGGUACUAUGUCUAUUAACGCGGAGGAAGAUGAAGGAGUUAGCCUCGAGCAUAAAGCUUUGCUUGAAGCUUUGACUCGCCGUAUGAGUACGAUGAUGGAAACAAGAUUGGGUACUUUCCGCGAAGAGCUUGAUGCGCAAUCUUCAGAACCUAGACGUGAACCAAGGCAGAAUCGACGCACACAGGCUAGACGUGAGCAUGAGGGUUCAGAGGAGACUGAUAACUACUAUGAAAGAAAUCGACACAGCUCAGAUUCUAGACACAGCAGCCGUAGUGACCGUAGACACAGACGUGAUCACUGGCAACGCAAUGAACUCGCGGGAGUAAAGCUGAAAAUCCCUCCUUUCCAUGGCAAAGCUGAUCCAGAUGCUUAUCUUGAGUGGGAGAAAAAGAUUGAGCUGGUUUUUAACUGUCAACACUACACGGAGCUUAAGAAAAUUCAAGUGGCUGCUACCGAGUUCUACGAUUACGCUUUGAGCUGGUGGGAUCAAUUGGUUACAAACAAGCGGCGCAAUGGAGAGUUUCCUAUUGAGACAUGGGCAGAGAUGAAAGCAGCAAUGCGCAGGAGGUUUGUGCCAAGCCAUUACCAUCGUGAUCUUCAUCAGAGAUUGAGAAGGCUCACACAAGGAUCGCGAUCUGUAGAAGAGUAUUUCCAAGAGAUGGAAUUGUUAAUGUUGAGAGCUUGUAUAUCAGAGGAUAGAGAGCCUACUAUGGCACGGUUUCUUGGAGGACUUAACCGUGAGAUACAAGACAAUGUUGAGUUGGAAGAAAUGUUGCAUAAAGCAAUUCUGGUGGAGCAACAGAUUAAGAGGAAGCAUCAUUCACGUGGAAGCUACGGUACCAGCAAGUAUCAGCAAGUUAAAGACGAGAAACCAGCAUAUCAAAAGGAGAACAAGUCUCAGCAGAAAGAAGAAACAAAGCCAGGCAGCAUUUUUGCCAAAGACAAAGACAAAGGGAAAGCUGAAGCUACUUCUUCUCGGACCAGAGAUGUUAAGUGUUUCAAAUGCCAAGGACGUGGGCAUUACGCAAACGAGUGCACCAACAAACGAGUUAUGAUCCUCUUGGAGAAUGGAGAAUUUGAAUCUGAGGAUGAGAAGCUUGAGACUGAUCAGGAGCAUUCCGAGGAAGAAUAUGAAGAAGAACCAGUGCGAGGGAGAUUGUUGGUUGCAAGGAGAACUCUCAGCUUGCAAAAUAAAACCGAGGAGCUUGAGCAGAGAGAAAACUUGUUCUACUCACGCUGCAUGGUUCAAGGAAAGAUAUGCAGUCUGAUCAUUGAUGGUGGAAGCUGUGUUAAUGUUGCUAGCGAGACAAUGGUGAAGAAGCUUGGUUUGAAAACUCAAAAACACCCUAAACCUUACCGGCUGCAGUGGCUUAACGAAGAAGGUGAGAUGAGGGUCUCCACACAAGUCUCUAUACCUUUGUCCAUUGGGAGAUAUGAAGAUGAGAUACUCUGUGAUGUGAUACCAAUGGAAGCAAGUCAUAUCUUACUUGGAAGGCCGUGGCAGUUUGAUAGGAGAGUUACACAUGAUGGCUUUACUAAUAAGCACUCUUUUGAGUUCAAUGGCAAGAAGACUAUUUUGGUGCCUCUCACUCCUAAGGAAGAAACUCUCUUGAAUCUAACUGAUUUUACACCGGAGUAUCCGAGUGAGGUGUCAGCUCUUUUACAGGACUUUGAAGAUGUGUUUCCUGAAGAUAAUCCAAUCGGUUUGCCUCCUAUACGUGGGAUUGAGCACCAGAUUGAUUUUGUGCCAGGAUCUACUCUUCCUAACAGGCCAGCAUACAGAACUAAUCCAGUUGAGACUAAGGAGCUUCAGAGGCAGGUUGAGGAACUGAUGGAGAAAGGCCAUAUCCGUGAGAGCAUGAGUCCAUGUGUCGAUUGUUUGUGGUAG